AUGGUAGGACGAGGACAUGCACUGUUCGAUGUUAAAGCGGCUACAGAGUUGGUUCCACAGAUCCGACUGGAAGCGCGGAUCGUGGUCCGGUAUGACCACCUGUGGAAAACCGUGAUGGCGGAUAAGACAGUCUGCGAGGAGCUCCACGGUAACUUGAGUAAGGAACUCAGGGAAUUGUGGAACGCAGAUGCGACACAGUCCAUGGACGCAGAUGUGCAGGAUGUCCCGCCUCUGGAUUGGGUUCCGGCGGCGCAGGUGAAGGUGUGGGCGGCAGGCUGCGUCGUCUGGGUCGUCGCGAACGAAUUCCGGCGAGCUCCCUGUAGUUGUCAGGCCGACCACGAGAGCCAGGAGCGGCGCGCGCUUGUCCUACUGCGUGCAUCAAUGGUGUCGAUGAGGCUUCGAUGCUUGGAGUUGUUGGAGAUGGGUGAGAGCUUGAUGAUCAGUGUAAGCCGUUACCUUGGAAACGCGGAGCAAGUGUGA
Molecule: messenger RNA, 480 nt
Organism: Eimeria tenella
Lineage: Eukaryota; Apicomplexa; Conoidasida; Eucoccidiorida; Eimeriidae
Exons: 4
Coding region: 1-480 (159 amino acids)
Source: RefSeq, a predicted model, not a curated record